This is a messenger RNA of Penicillium bovifimosum, 615 nucleotides long. RefSeq names its product GNAT family N-acetyltransferase. Lineage: Eukaryota; Fungi; Ascomycota; Eurotiomycetes; Eurotiales; Aspergillaceae. The record is from RefSeq and is a predicted model, not a curated record. Gene Ontology annotation, molecular function: acyltransferase activity, transferring groups other than amino-acyl groups. The coding region runs from base 1 to 615 and encodes 204 amino acids. The transcript has a single exon.
AUGCCCGAGAUGUCCUCUACAGUCCUAAACCUCCGCAAAACAUGGACAAAGGGCCCACACCUAAUCUCCACCGACCGGACAAUAAUCCCAGCCACCACCUUAAACACCUGGUUCGCCAGCGAAGAAGUCUACUGGGCAAACCCAAUGCCCGAAGAAGCAAUGCACCAAACACUCCAGAACUCCCUCUGUUUCGGCCUCUACCAAAAGGGCGCGCCAGACUCUAAUGCCGGACUUGAUUUCAUCGGCUUCGCCCGCUGCAUCACAGACACAACCACAUUCAUAUACCUAACAGACGUCUUCGUUCACCCCUCAUACCAGGGCUUAGGCCUGGGCUCGUGGCUUGUAGCCUGUGUGAAGGAGGUCAUUGAGACCAUGCCUUAUUUGCGGCGGUCGUUGCUUUUUACCGGUGAUUGGAGGCGGUCUGUGCCGUUUUAUGAGAAGAUUAUGGGGAUGCAUGUUAUGGAGGGGGCAGCGCCGGUUGAUGGGCGGGAGGGGACUGGGUUGGCGGUUAUGCAGAGGAGGUUUGCGGGGGCGCCGGGGGUUAAGAGUGUCGAAAUAGGUUGGACUGGGCUGGGAUCGGAUAGUUCAGAUUCUAUUGAUGCAGAUGUGAUAUAG